Messenger RNA from Drosophila hydei, 1700 nucleotides. It is a transcript of the gene caz, whose product is annotated as RNA-binding protein cabeza. Gene Ontology annotation, biological process: regulation of DNA-templated transcription. The coding region runs from base 147 to 1376 and encodes 409 amino acids. Gene Ontology annotation, molecular function: transcription coregulator activity; RNA binding. The transcript has 7 exons. The record is from RefSeq and is a predicted model, not a curated record. Lineage: Eukaryota; Metazoa; Arthropoda; Insecta; Diptera; Drosophilidae. Gene Ontology annotation, cellular component: nucleus.
UUCACACGCCAUUUUUACAAUAAAAAGUCAAGUCGAAUUUUCGACUGACGCUUGGGUUGAAAAAAAAGAACGCAAGAAGUGAAAGAAAUUCUGGAAAGGUUUCCUUUUUUUCCAUAAAAACCAAUUGUCUUAUUCGCGUUUUAAAUAUGGAUCGUGGUGGUUACGGUGGCGGUGGUGGCGGUGCCGGGCAGUACAAUAAUUUUGCUGUUCCUCCGCCAAAUUACCAACAAAUGCCAAAUAAAACUGGUAACUAUAACGAGCCCCCUCCAAACUAUAACAAACCAGGCGGAGGUUAUGAUUCAGGCCAUCGUGGCGGCGGUGGCAGCAGCGGCGGCGGUGGUGGUGGUGGUGGAUCAUGGAACGAUAGAGGCAAUUCCUACGGAAAUGGAGGCGCCAGCAAGGACAACUACAACAAAGGAUAUGGUGGCAGCAAUAGCAGCAGCGGAGGCGGCGGUGGUGGCGGUGGCAACGAUAUGAUCACGCAAGAGGAUACCAUCUUUGUUUCUGGCAUGGAUCCAUCCACCACUGAGCAGGAUAUUGAAACUCAUUUCGGAGCAAUUGGAAUCAUAAAGAAGGACAAGCGCACCAUGAAGCCAAAGAUCUGGCUGUAUAAGAACAAGGAGACUGGCACCUCGAAGGGCGAGGCCACGGUCACAUAUGAUGAUGUGAAUGCCGCUCAGUCGGCCAUUCAGUGGUUCGAUGGCAACGAUUUCAAUGGCGCCCAAAUCAAAGUCUCUUUGGCUCAACGUCAGAAUAAUUGGAACAAAGGCGGCGGUGGUCGCGGCGGUUUCGGUGGACGUAAUCGUGGUGGCGGUGGAGGUGGCGGCGGUGGUCGUUUUGAUCGCGGUGGCGGUGGAGGUGGCGGCGGUGGUGACUUCGAUCGCGGCAGCGGAGGCGGCGGCGGCGGUGGUCGUGGUGGUGGUGGUGGCGGCCGUUUUGGCGGCGGCGGCGGCGGUGGUGGCGGCGCUGGCGCCGGUGGCAAUGUCCAGCCUCGUGACGGAGAUUGGAAGUGCAGCAGCUGCAACAACACAAACUUUGCUUGGCGUAACGAGUGCAAUCGAUGCAAAACACCAAAGGGCGAUGAAGACGGCAAUUCUGGUGGUAAUAGUGGCUAUGGAGGUGGUGGCGGCGGUGGAGGCGGAGGCUAUGGCAGUAUGAAUGAUCGUGGCAAUGAUCGCAGCUCUGGCGGUGGCUACCAAAAUAGAGAUCGAAGCAGUGGUGGCGGCGGCGGCGGUGGUGGAUACUCACGUUAUGGCAAUGAUAAUGGUGGCGGCGGUGGUGGACGUGGUCGUGGUGGUGGCGGCGGCGGUGGUGGUGGCCGUCGUGAUGGUGGCGCCAUGCGCAAUGACGGCGGCAUGCGCUCCAGACCAUAUUAGGAAGGUGCUCGUCACGCAAAACUAUUUUUUCUAACUUACGUAUUAAUUAUACUACAUAGCAAGUACUCAAUUUUAAAUGUACUUUUAUAUUACGCCCCCCUCCCUCCCUCCCAUCACCAGUCAAAACAAAAACAACUACUACCACUACAACAACAAACCAUAAUGCAGAUCAUGCAUUCAAGUCAUUAUAUCCAUUGAUUUCAGAAUUCAGAAUUGUUACAAAUUGUAGCAUCUUAUCACUCGUUUUGACUUUAGCAUAUUAUAAUAUGUAUAUGUAAUCUAAUUUUACACAAAAAAAAAACAAACAUAAUUGUAAUAGAUACA